Aspergillus alliaceus is the source of this 3024-nucleotide messenger RNA. RefSeq names its product cleavage polyadenylation factor subunit CFT2. The transcript has 2 exons. Gene Ontology annotation, molecular function: RNA binding. The record is from RefSeq and is a predicted model, not a curated record. Bases 1 to 3024 code for a protein of 1007 amino acids. Gene Ontology annotation, biological process: mRNA 3'-end processing by stem-loop binding and cleavage. Gene Ontology annotation, cellular component: mRNA cleavage and polyadenylation specificity factor complex. NCBI's taxonomy places the organism in Eukaryota, Fungi, Ascomycota, Eurotiomycetes, Eurotiales, Aspergillaceae.
AUGUUUACAUUCACACCUCUACUUGGCGCACAGUCCUCAGCCUCGAAGGCUUCUCAGUCGAUUCUAGAGCUUGAUGGGGGAAUCAAGAUUCUUGUAGAUGUUGGCUGGGAUGACACCUUUGACCCUCUGGAUUUGCAGGAACUAGAAAAACAUAUUCCCACCCUCUCGUUGAUCCUUCUGACUCACGCUACCCCCGCGCAUAUUGGUGCCUUCGCGCAUUGCUGCAAAGUCUUCCCUCUUUUCACCCAAAUUCCCGUCUACGCCACGAGUCCUGUCAUCGCGCUUGGCCGCACACUUUUGCAAGAUUUGUACGCAUCAUCGCCGCUAGCCGCGACAUUUCUACCAAAAGCCUCAAUCUCGGAGCCGGGCGCGUCCACCUCUGCAGCAUCCGCCGCAGCAUCCGCUCCGGAACGCGAAGGAGCCACAGAUGCUAGCCACUCCGGGAGAAUCCUCCUCCAACCCCCUAACGCGGAGGAAAUUGCCAGAUAUUUUUCCUUGAUUCAUCCGUUAAAAUACUCGCAACCGCACCAGCCACUCCCUUCCCCCUUUUCCCCUCCAUUGAACGGCCUUACCCUCACGGCUUACAAUGCCGGACACACGGUUGGAGGAACAAUAUGGCAUAUACAGCAUGGCAUGGAAUCGAUAGUCUAUGCGGUCGAUUGGAACCAAGCCCGAGAGAGUGUCAUGGCAGGUGCCGCGUGGUUUGGAGGCUCAGGCGCUAGUGGAACAGAGGUCAUCGAGCAGUUGCGCAAACCUACCGCGCUAGUCUGCAGUACAAGAGGAGGCGACAAGUUUGCCCUUCCAGGAGGACGGAAGAAGAGGGAUGACCUACUGUUGGAUAUGAUUCGAAGCACUCUUGCCAAAGGAGGCACUGUUUUGAUUCCUACUGAUACCAGCGCUCGUGUCCUAGAACUGGCAUAUGCGCUGGAGCAUGCGUGGCGUGAUGCUGCCGGAACUGGACAGGAGGAUAAUGUGCUAAAAGAGGCUGGGCUGUACCUAGCAGGUAGAAAGGCUAACACCACUAUGAGAUUAGCUCGGAGUAUGUUAGAGUGGAUGGACGAGAAUAUUGUGCGAGAAUUCGAAGCCGCGGAGGGUGUAGAUGCGGCUACGAGCCAGUCUCGAACUAAUCCCGGUAGCCAACGCUCUGGCCAAAAUCAGGGCAAAGAUGAGAAGGGGACAGGCCCUUUUACUUUCAAGCACCUGAAGAUCAUUGAGCGGAAGAAGAGGCUAGAGAAGGUUCUGAACGACCAAGCGCCUAAAGUUAUCCUGGCUUCUGACACGUCACUGGACUGGGGUUUUGCAAAAGAAUCGCUUCGCCUGAUAGCGGGAGGUCAGAACAAUCUGCUCUUACUCACCGAGUCAUUUCAUAGAGAGAGGCUAGUCGACGGCCGGGAAGAACCCUAUAGGAAGACCCUUGGUGGUAUGAUUUGGGAAUGGUAUGAAGAAAGAAAGGAUGGCGUCGCUUUAGAGAAAGCUUCCGAUGGUGAGACGAUCGAGCAAGUCCAUAGUGGUGGUCGAGAGCUUUCCUGGUCAGACGUGCAACGUGCACCUCUAGAGCCUGGUGAACAACUACUCUAUCAACAAUAUCUCGCCACGAAAAGGCAACUACAAGAUACUUCCCAAGCAAGGGGCCAAGAAAAUCUAGAUACCGCAGCGGAUGCGCUUGACGAUCGAUCUAGCUCCACGUCCGAAGACUCCGAGACAGAGCAGCAGGGACGGGUCCUAAACUUCUCGGCUGCCCUGGCCCACUCCAAUCGCAACAAACUUGGUCUUAGCGACGAAGAUCUUGGUGUUAACAUCCUCUUACGGCGGAAGAAUGUUUUCGACUGGGACGUCCGUGGCAAGAAGGGCCGCGAACGGAUGUUUCCAUAUGUGGCACCAAAAAAGAAGGGAGACGAGUAUGGAGAGUUCAUCCGACCUGAAGAAUACCUACGAGCGGAAGAGCGCGAAGAGAUCGAUAUGCAGCAGCGCAGAACUGAUUCUCGGACUAAGCUUGGUCAGAAACGACGAUGGGACGAAACAGGGCCGGGCGGACGACGGCUGUCGGCCAGCGGAGCCAAACGCCAACAGGUUGCUGGAAGAAAGGAUGCCAGCAUCGCAGACGAUAUGAGCUUGACAGAGGAUGGAGAUGGUGCUGAUGCUGCCUUGGAAUCGGAAGACGAAGUCGACGGGCAGACGUUCGAGGGGCCAGCGAAAGCGGUCUAUCAGAAGGCUAACCUCACCAUCAAUGCUCGCCUUGCGUUUGUGGACUUCACAGGAUUGCACGAUAAGCGGAGCUUGGAGAUGCUGAUUCCCCUUAUCCAACCGCGAAAAUUGAUUCUCGUGGGUGGGAUGAAGGAGGAGACCACGGCACUGGCAACCGAAUGCAAGAAGCUCCUCGCUGCUAAGGCUGGAGUCGAUGUGUCCUCGGCGGAUUCUGCUGUGAUUUUCACCCCAGCCAAUGGGGAGGUUAUUGACGCUAGCGUCGAUACUAACGCGUGGAUGGUCAAAUUGAGUAAUAGCCUCGUCCGGCGCCUGAAAUGGCAGCAUGUCCGUAGUCUCGGCGUGGUGACGUUGACGGCGCAGUUAAGGGGACCAGAAUUGGAUCCCCCGGACUCAGCAGACUCCCCAAGUAAAAAGCAAAAACUAUUGCAAGAUGAGGUCAGCUCACAAGCUACCGCCCCCACCGUCGACGGGACGAAACCAACAGCAGAAAAAUCCGAUAUAUACCCAGUGCUCGAUAUUCUUCCGGUCAAUAUGGCAGCAGGAACAAGAUCCAUGACACGCCCUCUCCACGUAGGUGAUCUCCGUUUGGCAGACCUUCGCAAGCUCAUGCAGGGGGCCGGGCACACUGCCGAAUUUCGUGGUGAAGGAACGCUCCUCAUUGACCGCAUGGUUGCUGUCCGCAAAUCAGGCACAGGGAAAAUCGAAAUUGAAGCUUCGGCCCAAUCUGCGGCCGCUGUAGGACGUGGAGCCGGUAGCUUCCUUGACGUGAAGAGGAAGAUCUACGAAGGACUUGCUGUUGUUGCUGGGAAUUGGCUGUAA